AUGCUCGUCCCCCAUUCAUCCAUUCAUCCAUCCCUCGUCUCCCCAUUCAUCCAUUCUCCAUCCCUCGUCUCCCCAUUCAUCCAUUCUCCAUCCCUCGUCUCCCCAUCAUCCAUUCUCCAUCCCUCGUCUCCCCAUUCAUCCAUUCUCCAUCCCUCGUCUCCCCAUUCAUCCAUUCUCCAUCCCUCGUCUCCCCAUUCAUCCAUUCUCCCAUCCCUCGUCUCCCAUUCAUCCAUUCUCCAUCCCUCGUCUCCCCAUUCAUCCAUUCUCCAUCCCUCGUCUCCCCAUUCAUCCAUUCUCCAUCCCUCGUCUCCCCAUUCAUCCAUUCUCCAUCCCUCGUCUCCCCAUUCAUCCAUUCUCCAUCCCUCGUCUCCCCAUUCAUCCAUUCUCCAUCCCUCGUCUCCCAUCAUCCAUUCUCCAUCCCUCGUCUCCCCAUUCAUCCAUUCUCCAUCCCUCGUCUCCCAUUCAUCCAUUCUCCAUCCCUCGUCUCCCCAUUCAUCCAUUCUCAUCCAUCUCUCCCCAUUCAUCCAUUCUCCAUCCUCCCGUCUCUCCCAUCAUCUCGUUCCCCAUCAGAUCACCUCUCGUCUCCCCAUUCAUCCAUUCUCCAUCCCUCGUCUCCCCAUUCAUCCAUUCUCCAUCCCCAUUCAUCCUUCUCCAUCCCUCGUCUCCCAUAUCCAUUCUCCAUCCCUCGUCUCCCCCAUUCAUCCAUUCUCCAUCCCUCGUCUCCCCAUUCAUCCAUUCUCCAUCCCUCGUCUCCCAUUCAUCCAUUCUCCAUCCCUCGUCUCCCCAUUCAUCCAUUCUCCAUCCCUCGUCUCCCCAUUCAUCCAUUCUCCAUCCCUCGUCUCCCCAUUCAUCCAUUCUCCAUCCCUCGUCUCCCCAUUCAUCCAUUCUCCAUCCCUCGUCUCCCCAUUCAUCCAUUCUCCAUCCCUCGUCUCCCCAUUCAUCCAUUCUCCAUCCCUCGUCUCCCCAUUCAUCCAUUCUCCAUCCCUCGUCUCCCCUUCAUCCAUUCUCCAUCCCUCGUCUCCCCAUUCAUCCAUUCUCCAUCCCUCGUCUCCCCAUUCAUCCAUUCUCCAUCCCUCGUCUCCCAUUCAUCCAUUCUCCAUCCCUCGUCUCCCCAUUCAUCCAUUCUCCAUCCCUCGUCUCCCCAUUCAUCCAUUCUCCAUCCCUCGUCUCCCCAUUCAUCCAUUCUCCAUCCCUCGUCUCCCCAUUCAUCCAUUCUCCAUCCCUCGUCUCCCCAUUCAUCCAUUCUCCAUCCCUCGUCUCCCCAUUCAUCCAUUCUCCAUCCCUCGUCUCCCCAUUCAUCCAUUCUCCAUCCCUCGUCUCCCCAUUCAUCCAUUCUCCAUCCCUCGUCUCCCCAUUCAUCCAUUCUCCAUCCCUCGUCUCCCCAUUCAUCCAUUCUCCAUCCCUCGUCUCCCCAUUCAUCCAUUCUCCAUCCCUCGUCUCCCCAUUCAUCCAUUCUCCAUCCCUCGUCUCCCCAUUCAUCCAUUCUCCAUCCCUCGUCUCCCCAUUCAUCCAUUCUCCAUCCCUCGUCUCCCCAUUCAUCCAUUCUCCAUCCCUCGUCUCCCCAUUCAUCCAUUCUCCAUCCCUCGUCUCCCCAUUCAUCCAUUCUCCAUCCCUCGUCUCCCCAUUCAUCCAUUCUCCAUCCCUCGUCUCCCAUUCAUCCAUUCUCCAUCCCUCGUCUCCCCAUUCAUCCAUUCUCCAUCCCUCGUCUCCCCAUUCAUCCAUUCUCCAUCCCUCGUCUCCCCAUUCAUCCAUUCUCCAUCCCUCGUCUCCCCAUUCAUCCAUUCUCCAUCCCUCGUCUCCCCAUUCAUCCAUUCUCCAUCCCUCGUCUCCCCAUUCAUCCAUUCUCCAUCCCUCGUCUCCCCAUUCAUCCAUUCUCCAUCCCUCGUCUCCCCAUUCAUCCAUUCUCCAUCCCUCGUCUCCCCAUUCAUCCAUUCUCCAUCCCUCGUCUCCCCAUUCAUCCAUUCUCCAUCCCUCGUCUCCCCAUUCAUCCAUUCUCCAUCCCUCGUCUCCCCAUUCAUCCAUUCUCCAUCCCUCGUCUCCCCAUUCAUCCAUUCUCCAUCCCUCGUCUCCCCAUUCAUCCAUUCUCCAUCCCUCGUCUCCCCAUUCAUCCAUUCUCCAUCCCUCGUCUCCCAUUCAUCCAUUCUCCAUCCCUCGUCUCCCCAUUCAUCCAUUCUCCAUCCCUCGUCUCCCCAUUCAUCCAUUCUCCAUCCCUCGUCUCCCCAUUCAUCCAUUCUCCAUCCCUCGUCUCCCCAUUCAUCCAUUCUCCAUCCCUCGUCUCCCCAUUCAUCCAUUCUCCAUCCCUCGUCUCCCCAUUCAUCCAUUCUCCAUCCCUCGUCUCCCCAUUCAUCCAUUCUCCAUCCCUCGUCUCCCCAUUCAUCCAUUCUCCAUCCCUCGUCUCCCCAUUCAUCCAUUCUCCAUCCCUCGUCUCCCCAUUCAUCCAUUCUCCAUCCCUCGUCUCCCCAUUCAUCCAUUCUCCAUCCCUCGUCUCCCCAUUCAUCCAUUCUCCAUCCCUCGUCUCCCCAUUCAUCCAUUCUCCAUCCCUCGUCUCCCCAUUCAUCCAUUCUCCAUCCCUCGUCUCCCCAUUCAUCCAUUCUCCAUCCCUCGUCUCCCCAUUCAUCCAUUCUCCAUCCCUCGUCUCCCCAUUCAUCCAUUCUCCAUCCCUCGUCUCCCCAUUCAUCCAUUCUCCAUCCCUCGUCUCCCCAUUCAUCCAUUCUCCAUCCCUCGUCUCCCCAUUCAUCCAUUCUCCAUCCCUCGUCUCCCCAUUCAUCCAUUCUCCAUCCCUCGUCUCCCCAUUCAUCCAUUCUCCAUCCCUCGUCUCCCCAUUCAUCCAUUCUCCAUCCCUCGUCUCCCCAUUCAUCCAUUCUCCAUCCCUCGUCUCCCCAUUCAUCCAUUCUCCAUCCCUCGUCUCCCCAUUCAUCCAUUCUCCAUCCCUCGUCUCCCCAUUCAUCCAUUCUCCAUCCCUCGUCUCCCCAUUCAUCCAUUCUCCAUCCCUCGUCUCCCCAUUCAUCCAUUCUCCAUCCCUCGUCUCCCCAUUCAUCCAUUCUCCAUCCCUCGUCUCCCCAUUCAUCCAUUCUCCAUCCCUCGUCUCCCCAUUCAUCCAUUCUCCAUCCCUCGUCUCCCCAUUCAUCCAUUCUCCAUCCCUCGUCUCCCCAUUCAUCCAUUCUCCAUCCCUCGUCUCCCCAUUCAUCCAUUCUCCAUCCCUCGUCUCCCCAUUCAUCCAUUCUCCAUCCCUCGUCUCCCCAUUCAUCCAUUCUCCAUCCCUCGUCUCCCCAUUCAUCCAUUCUCCAUCCCUCGUCUCCCCAUUCAUCCAUUCUCCAUCCCUCGUCUCCCCAUUCAUCCAUUCUCCAUCCCUCGUCUCCCCAUUCAUCCAUUCUCCAUCCCUCGUCUCCCCAUUCAUCCAUUCUCCAUCCCUCGUCUCCCCAUUCAUCCAUUCUCCAUCCCUCGUCUCCCCAUUCAUCCAUUCUCCAUCCCUCGUCUCCCCAUUCAUCCAUUCUCCAUCCCUCGUCUCCCCAUUCUCCAUUCUCCAUCCCCGUCUCCCCAUUCAUCCAUUCUCCAUCCCUCGUCUCCCCAUUCAUCCAUUCUCCAUCCCUCGUCUCCCCAUUCAUCCAUUCUCCAUCCCUCGUCUCCCCAUUCAUCCAUUCUCCAUCCCUCGUCUCCCCAUUCAUCCAUUCUCCAUCCCUCGUCUCCCCAUUCAUCCAUUCUCCAUCCCUCGUCUCCCCAUUCAUCCAUUCUCCAUCCCUCGUCUCCCCAUUCAUCCAUUCUCCAUCCCUCGUCUCCCCAUUCAUCCAUUCUCCAUCCCUCGUCUCCCCAUUCAUCCAUUCUCCAUCCCUCGUCUCCCCAUUCAUCCAUUCUCCAUCCCUCGUCUCCCCAUUCAUCCAUUCUCCAUCCCUCGUCUCCCCAUUCAUCCAUUCUCCAUCCCUCGUCUCCCCAUUCAUCCAUUCUCCAUCCCUCGUCUCCCCAUUCAUCCAUUCUCCAUCCCUCGUCUCCCCAUUCAUCCAUUCUCCAUCCCUCGUCUCCCCAUUCAUCCAUUCUCCAUCCCUCGUCUCCCCAUUCAUCCAUUCUCCAUCCCUCGUCUCCCCGUUCAUCCAUUCUCCAUCCCUCGUCUCCCCGUUCAUCCAUUCUCCAUCCCUCGUCUCCCCAUUCAUCCAUUCUCCAUCCCUCGUCUCCCCAUUCAUCCAUUCUCCAUCCCUCGUCUCCCCAUUCAUCCAUUCUCCAUCCCUCGUCUCCCCAUUCAUCCAUUCUCCAUCCCUCGUCUCCCCAUUCAUCCAUUCUCCAUCCCUCGUCUCCCCAUUCAUCCAUUCUCCAUCCCUCGUCUCCCCAUUCAUCCAUUCUCCAUCCCUCGUCUCCCCAUUCAUCCAUUCUCCAUCCCUCGUCUCCCCAUUCAUCCAUUCUCCAUCCCUCGUCUCCCCAUUCAUCCAUUCUCCAUCCCUCGUCUCCCCAUUCAUCCAUUCUCCAUCCCUCGUCUCCCCAUUCAUCCAUUCUCCAUCCCUCGUCUCCCCAUUCAUCCAUUCUCCAUCCCUCGUCUCCCCAUUCAUCCAUUCUCCAUCCCUCGUCUCCCCAUUCAUCCAUUCUCCAUCCCUCGUCUCCCCAUUCAUCCAUUCUCCAUCCCUCGUCUCCCCAUUCAUCCAUUCUCCAUCCCUCGUCUCCCCAUUCAUCCAUUCUCCAUCCCUCGUCUCCCCAUUCAUCCAUUCUCCAUCCCUCGUCUCCCCAUUCAUCCAUUCUCCAUCCCUCGUCUCCCCAUUCAUCCAUUCUCCAUCCCUCGUCUCCCCAUUCAUCCAUUCUCCAUCCCUCGUCUCCCCAUUCAUCCAUUCUCCAUCCCUCGUCUCCCCAUUCAUCCAUUCUCCAUCCCUCGUCUCCCCAUUCAUCCAUUCUCCAUCCCUCGUCUCCCCAUUCAUCCAUUCUCCAUCCCUCGUCUCCCCAUUCAUCCAUUCUCCAUCCCUCGUCUCCCCAUUCAUCCAUUCUCCAUCCCUCGUCUCCCCAUUCAUCCAUUCUCCAUCCCUCGUCUCCCCAUUCAUCCAUUCUCCAUCCCUCGUCUCCCCAUUCAUCCAUUCUCCAUCCCUCGUCUCCCCAUUCAUCCAUUCUCCAUCCCUCGUCUCCCCAUUCAUCCAUUCUCCAUCCCUCGUCUCCCCAUUCAUCCAUUCUCCAUCCCUCGUCUCCCCAUUCAUCCAUUCUCCAUCCCUCGUCUCCCCAUUCAUCCAUUCUCCAUCCCUCGUCUCCCCAUUCAUCCAUUCUCCAUCCCUCGUCUCCCCAUUCAUCCAUUCUCCAUCCCUCGUCUCCCCAUUCAUCCAUUCUCCAUCCCUCGUCUCCCCAUUCAUCCAUUCUCCAUCCCUCGUCUCCCCAUUCAUCCAUUCUCCAUCCCUCGUCUCCCCAUUCAUCCAUUCUCCAUCCCUCGUCUCCCCAUUCAUCCAUUCUCCAUCCCUCGUCUCCCCAUUCAUCCAUUCUCCAUCCCUCGUCUCCCCAUUCAUCCAUUCUCCAUCCCUCGUCUCCCCGUUCAUCCAUUCUCCAUCCCUCGUCUCCCCAUUCAUCCAUUCUCCAUCCCUCGUCUCCCCAUUCAUCCAUUCUCCAUCCCUCGUCUCCCCAUUCAUCCAUUCUCCAUCCCUCGUCUCCCCAUUCAUCCAUUCUCCAUCCCUCGUCUCCCCAUUCAUCCAUUCUCCAUCCCUCGUCUCCCCAUUCAUCCAUUCUCCAUCCCUCGUCUCCCCAUUCAUCCAUUCUCCAUCCCUCGUCUCCCCAUUCAUCCAUUCUCCAUCCCUCGUCUCCCCGUUCAUCCAUUCUCCAUCCCUCGUCUCCCCGUUCAUCCAUUCUCCAUCCCUCGUCUCCCCAUUCAUCCAUUCUCCAUCCCUCGUCUCCCCAUUCAUCCAUUCUCCAUCCCUCGUCUCCCCAUUCAUCCAUUCUCCAUCCCUCGUCUCCCCAUUCAUCCAUUCUCCAUCCCUCGUCUCCCCAUUCAUCCAUUCUCCAUCCCUCGUCUCCCCAUUCAUCCAUUCUCCAUCCCUCGUCUCCCCAUUCAUCCAUUCUCCAUCCCUCGUCUCCCCAUUCAUCCAUUCUCCAUCCCUCGUCUCCCCAUUCAUCCAUUCUCCAUCCCUCGUCUCCCCAUUCAUCCAUUCUCCAUCCCUCGUCUCCCCAUUCAUCCAUUCUCCAUCCCUCGUCUCCCCAUUCAUCCAUUCUCCAUCCCUCGUCUCCCCAUUCAUCCAUUCUCCAUCCCUCGUCUCCCCAUUCAUCCAUUCUCCAUCCCUCGUCUCCCCAUUCAUCCAUUCUCCAUCCCUCGUCUCCCCAUUCAUCCAUUCUCCAUCCCUCGUCUCCCCAUUCAUCCAUUCUCCAUCCCUCGUCUCCCCAUUCAUCCAUUCUCCAUCCCUCGUCUCCCCAUUCAUCCAUUCUCCAUCCCUCGUCUCCCCAUUCAUCCAUUCUCCAUCCCUCGUCUCCCCAUUCAUCCAUUCUCCAUCCCUCGUCUCCCCAUUCAUCCAUUCUCCAUCCCUCGUCUCCCCAUUCAUCCAUUCUCCAUCCCUCGUCUCCCCAUUCAUCCAUUCUCCAUCCCUCGUCUCCCCAUUCAUCCAUUCUCCAUCCCUCGUCUCCCCAUUCAUCCAUUCUCCAUCCCUCGUCUCCCCAUUCAUCCAUUCUCCAUCCCUCGUCUCCCCAUUCAUCCAUUCUCCAUCCCUCGUCUCCCCAUUCAUCCAUUCUCCAUCCCUCGUCUCCCCAUUCAUCCAUUCUCCAUCCCUCGUCUCCCCAUUCAUCCAUUCUCCAUCCCUCGUCUCCCCAUUCAUCCAUUCUCCAUCCCUCGUCUCCCCAUUCAUCCAUUCUCCAUCCCUCGUCUCCCCAUUCAUCCAUUCUCCAUCCCUCGUCUCCCCAUUCAUCCAUUCUCCAUCCCUCGUCUCCCCAUUCAUCCAUUCUCCAUCCCUCGUCUCCCCAUUCAUCCAUUCUCCAUCCCUCGUCUCCCCAUUCAUCCAUUCUCCAUCCCUCGUCUCCCCAUUCAUCCAUUCUCCAUCCCUCGUCUCCCAUUCAUCCAUUCUCCAUCCCUCGUCUCCCCAUUCAUCCAUUCUCCAUCCCUCGUCUCCCCAUUCAUCCAUUCUCCAUCCCUCGUCUCCCCAUUCAUCCAUUCUCCAUCCCUCGUCUCCCCAUUCAUCCAUUCUCCAUCCCUCGUCUCCCCAUUCAUCCAUUCUCCAUCCCUCGUCUCCCCAUUCAUCCAUUCUCCAUCCCUCGUCUCCCCAUUCAUCCAUUCUCCAUCCCUCGUCUCCCCAUUCAUCCAUUCUCCAUCCCUCGUCUCCCCAUUCAUCCAUUCUCCAUCCCUCGUCUCCCCAUUCAUCCAUUCUCCAUCCCUCGUCUCCCCAUUCAUCCAUUCUCCAUCCCUCGUCUCCCCAUUCAUCCAUUCUCCAUCCCUCGUCUCCCCAUUCAUCCAUUCUCCAUCCCUCGUCUCCCCAUUCAUCCAUUCUCCAUCCCUCGUCUCCCCAUUCAUCCAUUCUCCAUCCCUCGUCUCCCCAUUCAUCCAUUCUCCAUCCCUCGUCUCCCCAUUCAUCCAUUCUCCAUCCCUCGUCUCCCCAUUCAUCCAUUCUCCAUCCCUCGUCUCCCCAUUCAUCCAUUCUCCAUCCCUCGUCUCCCCAUUCAUCCAUUCUCCAUCCCUCGUCUCCCCAUUCAUCCAUUCUCCAUCCCUCGUCUCCCCAUUCAUCCAUUCUCCAUCCCUCGUCUCCCCAUUCAUCCAUUCUCCAUCCCUCGUCUCCCCAUUCAUCCAUUCUCCAUCCCUCGUCUCCCCAUUCAUCCAUUCUCCAUCCCUCGUCUCCCCAUUCAUCCAUUCUCCAUCCCUCGUCUCCCCAUUCAUCCAUUCUCCAUCCCUCGUCUCCCCAUUCAUCCAUUCUCCAUCCCUCGUCUCCCCAUUCAUCCAUUCUCCAUCCCUCGUCUCCCCAUUCAUCCAUUCUCCAUCCCUCGUCUCCCCGUUCAUCCAUUCUCCAUCCCUCGUCUCCCCGUUCAUCCAUUCUCCAUCCCUCGUCUCCCCAUUCAUCCAUUCUCCAUCCCUCGUCUCCCCAUUCAUCCAUUCUCCAUCCCUCGUCUCCCCAUUCAUCCAUUCUCCAUCCCUCGUCUCCCCAUUCAUCCAUUCUCCAUCCCUCGUCUCCCCAUUCAUCCAUUCUCCAUCCCUCGUCUCCCCAUUCAUCCAUUCUCCAUCCCUCGUCUCCCCGUUCAUCCAUUCUCCAUCCCUCGUCUCCCCGUUCAUCCAUUCUCCAUCCCUCGUCUCCCCAUUCAUCCAUUCUCCAUCCCUCGUCUCCCCAUUCAUCCAUUCUCCAUCCCUCGUCUCCCCAUUCAUCCAUUCUCCAUCCCUCGUCUCCCCAUUCAUCCAUUCUCCAUCCCUCGUCUCCCCGUUCAUCCAUUCUCCAUCCCUCGUCUCCCCGUUCAUCCAUUCUCCAUCCCUCGUCUCCCCGUUCAUCCAUUCUCCAUCCCUCGUCUCCCCAUUCAUCCAUUCUCCAUCCCUCGUCUCCCCAUUCAUCCAUUCUCCAUCCCUCGUCUCCCCAUUCAUCCAUUCUCCAUCCCUCGUCUCCCCAUUCAUCCAUUCUCAUCCCUCGUCUCCCCAUUCAUCCAUUCUCCAUCCCUCGUCUCCCCAUUCAUCCAUUCUCCAUCCCUCGUCUCCCCAUUCAUCCAUUCUCCAUCCCUCGUCUCCCCAUUCAUCCAUUCUCCAUCCCUCGUCUCCCCAUUCAUCCAUUCUCCAUCCCUCGUCUCCCCGUUCAUCCAUUCUCCAUCCCUCGUCUCCCCGUUCAUCCAUUCUCCAUCCCUCGUCUCCCCAUUCAUCCAUUCUCCAUCCCUCGUCUCCCCAUUCAUCCAUUCUCCAUCCCUCGUCUCCCCGUUCAUCCAUUCUCCAUCCCUCGUCUCCCCAUUCAUCCAUUCUCCAUCCCUCGUCUCCCCAUUCAUCCAUUCUCCAUCCCUCGUCUCCCCAUUCAUCCAUUCUCCAUCCCUCGUCUCCCCAUUCAUCCAUUCUCCAUCCCUCGUCUCCCCAUUCAUCCAUUCUCCAUCCCUCGUCUCCCCAUUCAUCCAUUCUCCAUCCCUCGUCUCCCCGUUCAUCCAUUCUCCAUCCCUCGUCUCCCCGUUCAUCCAUUCUCCAUCCCUCGUCUCCCCAUUCAUCCAUUCUCCAUCCCUCGUCUCCCCAUUCAUCCAUUCUCCAUCCCUCGUCUCCCCAUUCAUCCAUUCUCCAUCCCUCGUCUCCCCAUUCAUCCAUUCUCCAUCCCUCGUCUCCCCGUUCAUCCAUUCUCCAUCCCUCGUCUCCCCAUUCAUCCAUUCUCCAUCCCUCGUCUCCCCAUUCAUCCAUUCUCCAUCCCUCGUCUCCCCAUUCAUCCAUUCUCCAUCCCUCGUCUCCCCAUUCAUCCAUUCUCCAUCCCUCGUCUCCCCAUUCAUCCAUUCUCCAUCCCUCGUCUCCCCAUUCAUCCAUUCUCCAUCCCUCGUCUCCCCAUUCAUCCAUUCUCCAUCCCUCGUCUCCCCAUUCAUCCAUUCUCCAUCCCUCGUCUCCCCAUUCAUCCAUUCUCCAUCCCUCGUCUCCCCAUUCAUCCAUUCUCCAUCCCUCGUCUCCCCAUUCAUCCAUUCUCCAUCCCUCGUCUCCCCAUUCAUCCAUUCUCCAUCCCUCGUCUCCCCAUUCAUCCAUUCUCCAUCCCUCGUCUCCCCAUUCAUCCAUUCUCCAUCCCUCGUCUCCCCAUUCAUCCAUUCUCCAUCCCUCGUCUCCCCAUUCAUCCAUUCUCCAUCCCUCGUCUCCCCAUUCAUCCAUUCUCCAUCCCUCGUCUCCCCAUUCAUCCAUUCUCCAUCCCUCGUCUCCCCAUUCAUCCAUUCUCCAUCCCUCGUCUCCCCAUUCAUCCAUUCUCCAUCCCUCGUCUCCCCAUUCAUCCAUUCUCCAUCCCUCGUCUCCCCAUUCAUCCAUUCUCCAUCCCUCGUCUCCCCAUUCAUCCAUUCUCCAUCCCUCGUCUCCCCAUUCAUCCAUUCUCCAUCCCUCGUCUCCCCAUUCAUCCAUUCUCCAUCCCUCGUCUCCCCGUUCAUCCAUUCUCCAUCCCUCGUCUCCCCAUUCAUCCAUUCUCCAUCCCUCGUCUCCCCAUUCAUCCAUUCUCCAUCCCUCGUCUCCCCAUUCAUCCAUUCUCCAUCCCUCGUCUCCCCAUUCAUCCAUUCUCCAUCCCUCGUCUCCCCAUUCAUCCAUUCUCCAUCCCUCGUCUCCCCAUUCAUCCAUUCUCCAUCCCUCGUCUCCCCAUUCAUCCAUUCUCCAUCCCUCGUCUCCCCAUUCAUCCAUUCUCCAUCCCUCGUCUCCCCAUUCAUCCAUUCUCCAUCCCUCGUCUCCCCAUUCAUCCAUUCUCCAUCCCUCGUCUCCCCAUUCAUCCAUUCUCCAUCCCUCGUCUCCCCAUUCAUCCAUUCUCCAUCCCUCGUCUCCCCAUUCAUCCAUUCUCCAUCCCUCGUCUCCCCAUUCAUCCAUUCUCCAUCCCUCGUCUCCCCAUUCAUCCAUUCUCCAUCCCUCGUCUCCCCAUUCAUCCAUUCUCCAUCCCUCGUCUCCCCAUUCAUCCAUUCUCCAUCCCUCGUCUCCCCAUUCAUCCAUUCUCCAUCCCUCGUCUCCCCAUUCAUCCAUUCUCCAUCCCUCGUCUCCCCAUUCAUCCAUUCUCCAUCCCUCGUCUCCCCAUUCAUCCAUUCUCCAUCCCUCGUCUCCCCAUUCAUCCAUUCUCCAUCCCUCGUCUCCCCAUUCAUCCAUUCUCCAUCCCUCGUCUCCCCAUUCAUCCAUUCUCCAUCCCUCGUCUCCCCAUUCAUCCAUUCUCCAUCCCUCGUCUCCCCAUUCAUCCAUUCUCCAUCCCUCGUCUCCCCAUUCAUCCAUUCUCCAUCCCUCGUCUCCCCAUUCAUCCAUUCUCCAUCCCUCGUCUCCCCAUUCAUCCAUUCUCCAUCCCUCGUCUCCCCAUUCAUCCAUUCUCCAUCCCUCGUCUCCCCAUUCAUCCAUUCUCCAUCCCUCGUCUCCCCAUUCAUCCAUUCUCCAUCCCUCGUCUCCCCAUUCAUCCAUUCUCCAUCCCUCGUCUCCCCAUUCAUCCAUUCUCCAUCCCUCGUCUCCCCAUUCAUCCAUUCUCCAUCCCUCGUCUCCCCAUUCAUCCAUUCUCCAUCCCUCGUCUCCCCAUUCAUCCAUUCUCCAUCCCUCGUCUCCCCAUUCAUCCAUUCUCCAUCCCUCGUCUCCCCAUUCAUCCAUUCUCCAUCCCUCGUCUCCCCAUUCAUCCAUUCUCCAUCCCUCGUCUCCCCAUUCAUCCAUUCUCCAUCCCUCGUCUCCCCAUUCAUCCAUUCUCCAUCCCUCGUCUCCCCAUUCAUCCAUUCUCCAUCCCUCGUCUCCCCAUUCAUCCAUUCUCCAUCCCUCGUCUCCCCAUUCAUCCAUUCUCCAUCCCUCGUCUCCCCAUUCAUCCAUUCUCCAUCCCUCGUCUCCCCAUUCAUCCAUUCUCCAUCCCUCGUCUCCCCAUUCAUCCAUUCUCCAUCCCUCGUCUCCCCAUUCAUCCAUUCUCCAUCCCUCGUCUCCCCAUUCAUCCAUUCUCCAUCCCUCGUCUCCCCAUUCAUCCAUUCUCCAUCCCUCGUCUCCCCAUUCAUCCAUUCUCCAUCCCUCGUCUCCCCAUUCAUCCAUUCUCCAUCCCUCGUCUCCCCAUUCAUCCAUUCUCCAUCCCUCGUCUCCCCAUUCAUCCAUUCUCCAUCCCUCGUCUCCCCAUUCAUCCAUUCUCCAUCCCUCGUCUCCCCAUUCAUCCAUUCUCCAUCCCUCGUCUCCCCAUUCAUCCAUUCUCCAUCCCUCGUCUCCCCAUUCAUCCAUUCUCCAUCCCUCGUCUCCCCAUUCAUCCAUUCUCCAUCCCUCGUCUCCCCAUUCAUCCAUUCUCCAUCCCUCGUCUCCCCAUUCAUCCAUUCUCCAUCCCUCGUCUCCCCAUUCAUCCAUUCUCCAUCCCUCGUCUCCCCAUUCAUCCAUUCUCCAUCCCUCGUCUCCCCAUUCAUCCAUUCUCCAUCCCUCGUCUCCCCAUUCAUCCAUUCUCCAUCCCUCGUCUCCCCAUUCAUCCAUUCUCCAUCCCUCGUCUCCCCAUUCAUCCAUUCUCCAUCCCUCGUCUCCCCAUUCAUCCAUUCUCCAUCCCUCGUCUCCCCAUUCAUCCAUUCUCCAUCCCUCGUCUCCCCAUUCAUCCAUUCUCCAUCCCUCGUCUCCCCAUUCAUCCAUUCUCCAUCCCUCGUCUCCCCAUUCAUCCAUUCUCCAUCCCUCGUCUCCCCAUUCAUCCAUUCUCCAUCCCUCGUCUCCCCAUUCAUCCAUUCUCCAUCCCUCGUCUCCCCAUUCAUCCAUUCUCCAUCCCUCGUCUCCCCAUUCAUCCAUUCUCCAUCCCUCGUCUCCCCAUUCAUCCAUUCUCCAUCCCUCGUCUCCCCAUUCAUCCAUUCUCCAUCCCUCGUCUCCCCAUUCAUCCAUUCUCCAUCCCUCGUCUCCCCAUUCAUCCAUUCUCCAUCCCUCGUCUCCCCAUUCAUCCAUUCUCCAUCCCUCGUCUCCCCAUUCAUCCAUUCUCCAUCCCUCGUCUCCCCAUUCAUCCAUUCUCCAUCCCUCGUCUCCCCAUUCAUCCAUUCUCCAUCCCUCGUCUCCCCAUUCAUCCAUUCUCCAUCCCUCGUCUCCCCAUUCAUCCAUUCUCCAUCCCUCGUCUCCCCAUUCAUCCAUUCUCCAUCCCUCGUCUCCCCAUUCAUCCAUUCUCCAUCCCUCGUCUCCCCAUUCAUCCAUUCUCCAUCCCUCGUCUCCCCAUUCAUCCAUUCUCCAUCCCUCGUCUCCCCAUUCAUCCAUUCUCCAUCCCUCGUCUCCCCAUUCAUCCAUUCUCCAUCCCUCGUCUCCCCAUUCAUCCAUUCUCCAUCCCUCGUCUCCCCAUUCAUCCAUUCUCCAUCCCUCGUCUCCCCAUUCAUCCAUUCUCCAUCCCUCGUCUCCCCAUUCAUCCAUUCUCCAUCCCUCGUCUCCCCAUUCAUCCAUUCUCCAUCCCUCGUCUCCCCAUUCAUCCAUUCUCCAUCCCUCGUCUCCCCAUUCAUCCAUUCUCCAUCCCUCGUCUCCCCAUUCAUCCAUUCUCCAUCCCUCGUCUCCCCAUUCAUCCAUUCUCCAUCCCUCGUCUCCCCAUUCAUCCAUUCUCCAUCCCUCGUCUCCCCAUUCAUCCAUUCUCCAUCCCUCGUCUCCCCAUUCAUCCAUUCUCCAUCCCUCGUCUCCCCAUUCAUCCAUUCUCCAUCCCUCGUCUCCCCAUUCAUCCAUUCUCCAUCCCUCGUCUCCCCAUUCAUCCAUUCUCCAUCCCUCGUCUCCCCAUUCAUCCAUUCUCCAUCCCUCGUCUCCCCAUUCAUCCAUUCUCCAUCCCUCGUCUCCCCAUUCAUCCAUUCUCCAUCCCUCGUCUCCCCAUUCAUCCAUUCUCCAUCCCUCGUCUCCCCAUUCAUCCAUUCUCCAUCCCUCGUCUCCCCAUUCAUCCAUUCUCCAUCCCUCGUCUCCCCAUUCAUCCAUUCUCCAUCCCUCGUCUCCCCAUUCAUCCAUUCUCCAUCCCUCGUCUCCCCAUUCAUCCAUUCUCCAUCCCUCGUCUCCCCAUUCAUCCAUUCUCCAUCCCUCGUCUCCCCAUUCAUCCAUUCUCCAUCCCUCGUCUCCCCAUUCAUCCAUUCUCCAUCCCUCGUCUCCCCAUUCAUCCAUUCUCCAUCCCUCGUCUCCCCAUUCAUCCAUUCUCCAUCCCUCGUCUCCCCAUUCAUCCAUUCUCCAUCCCUCGUCUCCCCAUUCAUCCAUUCUCCAUCCCUCGUCUCCCCAUUCAUCCAUUCUCCAUCCCUCGUCUCCCCAUUCAUCCAUUCUCCAUCCCUCGUCUCCCCAUUCAUCCAUUCUCCAUCCCUCGUCUCCCCAUUCAUCCAUUCUCCAUCCCUCGUCUCCCCAUUCAUCCAUUCUCCAUCCCUCGUCUCCCCAUUCAUCCAUUCUCCAUCCCUCGUCUCCCCAUUCAUCCAUUCUCCAUCCCUCGUCUCCCCAUUCAUCCAUUCUCCAUCCCUCGUCUCCCCAUUCAUCCAUUCUCCAUCCCUCGUCUCCCCAUUCAUCCAUUCUCCAUCCCUCGUCUCCCCAUUCAUCCAUUCUCCAUCCCUCGUCUCCCCAUUCAUCCAUUCUCCAUCCCUCGUCUCCCCAUUCAUCCAUUCUCCAUCCCUCGUCUCCCCAUUCAUCCAUUCUCCAUCCCUCGUCUCCCCAUUCAUCCAUUCUCCAUCCCUCGUCUCCCCAUUCAUCCAUUCUCCAUCCCUCGUCUCCCCAUUCAUCCAUUCUCCAUCCCUCGUCUCCCCAUUCAUCCAUUCUCCAUCCCUCGUCUCCCCAUUCAUCCAUUCUCCAUCCCUCGUCUCCCCAUUCAUCCAUUCUCCAUCCCUCGUCUCCCCAUUCAUCCAUUCUCCAUCCCUCGUCUCCCCAUUCAUCCAUUCUCCAUCCCUCGUCUCCCCAUUCAUCCAUUCUCCAUCCCUCGUCUCCCCAUUCAUCCAUUCUCCAUCCCUCGUCUCCCCAUUCAUCCAUUCUCCAUCCCUCGUCUCCCCAUUCAUCCAUUCUCCAUCCCUCGUCUCCCCAUUCAUCCAUUCUCCAUCCCUCGUCUCCCCAUUCAUCCAUUCUCCAUCCCUCGUCUCCCCAUUCAUCCAUUCUCCAUCCCUCGUCUCCCCAUUCAUCCAUUCUCCAUCCCUCGUCUCCCCAUUCAUCCAUUCUCCAUCCCUCGUCUCCCCAUUCAUUCAUUCUCCAUCCCUCGUCUCCCCAUUCAUUCAUUCUCCAUCCCUCGUCUCCCCAUUCAUUCAUUCUCCAUCCCUCGUCUCCCCAUUCAUUCAUUCUCCAUCCCUCGUCUCCCCAUUCAUUCAUUCUCCAUCCCUCGUCUCCCCAUUCAUCCAUUCUCCAUCCCUCGUCUCCCCAUUCAUCCAUUCUCCAUCCCUCGUCUCCCCAUUCAUUCAUUCUCCAUCCCUCGUCUCCCCAUUCAUUCAUUCUCCAUCCCUCGUCUCCCCAUUCAUUCAUUCUCCAUCCCUCGUCUCCCCAUUCAUUCAUUCUCCAUCCCUCGUCUCCCCAUUCAUUCAUCCUCCAUCCCUCGUCUCCCCAUUCAUUCAUCCUCCAUCCCUCGUCUCCCCAUUCAUUCAUUCUCCAUCCCUCGUCUCCCCAUCCAUUCAUUCCCCAUCCCUCCUCUCCCCAUCCUUCCUUCGCCAUCCCUCCUCUCCUUAUCCCCUCCUAUUCUCUCCCUUCCUCUCUCCGCCCGUUCUUCUCCCAGUCCCGUCCUCUUCCAGCCCCAUCCUCUUCUUAUCCGCUCCUCCCCCAAUCCCCUCCACUCCCCAUCCCCUCCCCUCACCACCCCAUCCUCUUCUCAUCCCUCCUCUCCCCAUCCAUCGUUUCCACCAUCCCCUCAGGUGUCCCACACUGGGAUCAGCUCCGUGGCACCUCCACAUCCGCGCCGCACUUCUGCAUUAAGGAGCUCUAGGGGCGCUGUCCGCGGACAACGACGGGCAGAAUUGUGCUGCAGAGGCGGACGUGUGUUUUGUAAGAGAGCACCUGUGUCUAAGGGCGCGGACAGCGACGGGCAGAUUUGUGCUGCAGAGGCGGACGCGGUGCUGCUGGAGUGCGCUUAG
Messenger RNA from Closterium sp. Yama58-4, 15549 nucleotides. The record is from the annotation of a GenBank genome assembly. NCBI's taxonomy places the organism in Eukaryota, Viridiplantae, Streptophyta, Zygnematophyceae, Desmidiales, Closteriaceae.